AAAGGAUCGGAGCGGGGAAAGGCAAACUCCUGAGGACAAACAAGAGAGUUAGCAAACAUGUGGGAGCAGGGCGAGCCGAUGUCUGUUAACCAGCUGAUCGUCCACCCAGACAGAGCGGAGAGUGAAAAAAGGAGGGGAGCAGAGGGAGGAGUGACUACUGAUGCUCCAGUAAUCUGUGCCGUGUGAGUCAGUGCUGUUUAGAGCAGAGCGGCAACAGAAGCAGCUGCAGCGGUGUGAGGCACGUUUCUCUCUCACGAACGUCAACAAAGCAGAAGAGCAGGAUGGGAAAUCUAAGCGGCUAAGCAAGAGGAGGAAGUGAGACAGCAAACAGACGAGGCAAAAGAAGAGGAAGAGAAUCAAAAACACAGAUCGUGCACUCGUGUUUGGCUUUCUUUUCUUUUCUUUUCUUGCGGCACUCCAAGAUAAACUGCCAGUUUCGUUGACAGCAGUAGUAAUCGAAACAGAGGAAGAGGAAGGUCACUAUUAAUUCUUAGAAGUGUCGUCACGCUCAGGACUGAACGUGUCGCAAGGAUGUCCUGGUUGUCGCCGGUCCAGUGGGCGAAAUGGACGUGGUCAGCAGUGACUGGAGGUUCAGCUGAUGAUGGGCAGCCCGCAGCGAAGAAUAACAGAGAAGAAAUUUCGGACUCCGAGGGGACCUUCGAGACUCCAGAGGCCGAGUCUCCGAGUGUUGUGAAGCUGCUGGGCCAACUGGACAACUCCAGCCACACGGUUUUUCCUGAUGUCACAAACCACAUUCUGAAUACAGUCUCCAGCCAGGAUCUUGGUACCGCUCCAUCCCAAGAGGUCGAUUCUCUGAACAACCUUACCAGCUCCUCGCCUGACAACAGCGGGUUCAGUUUGGAUCAGAACCUUAAUUUGACCCUCAGUAACAAACCGGGUCCCGAAGUGGUCAUUUCCCCAUCAAAGACUCUUCCACAAUCUGCCCGGCCUCCAUCGCUGUCUGUCGUCUCUCCGCUGAACAAACCCGAUCCCUCCGAGGUGGAUGACGAGGCUCCGGUGACGUCCGACUCAAGCCCGGAUUCAAACUUGACUCUCAGUCAUGACAUUAGUGUGGAUUCUGAUUUGCUCAAUGGCAACAUGGACUCUGACAUUUCGCUGUCAAGCACAAAACUGAGCUGCGAGCCCAAAGGGUCAAUUAUCACGAACUCCUGCAAAGUAAAGCAGAACCAGCCAAUCCAGAACGACUUUAACGGACAGGAUGACCAUCAUGGAGGCCACGCCACAGACGAGGAGAAACUGGCGAGCAGCGUUGGGGUCAAACCAGAAAAGGACCAGAACAUCCAAGACUGCCAGGUGACAUCUAAACCUGAGGCAUCAGACUGCUGCUCUGUGCAGUAUGAAGACACGUGCAAAUUGAAGAACAAGUCGGGGGGAAGUGAGAUGCAGAAAACGGGAAGUCAGGUCCUGGAUUCCAUCUGCAUCAGUGAGGCAGAAAAACAGGCUGUUCUCACCCUUAUCCGAGAGGAGAUCAUCACUAAGGAGGCUGAAGUCAGUGACUGGAGGAAAAAGUAUGAAGACUGCAGGAAAGAAGUUGAUGAGAUGAGAAAGAUUGUUGCAGAAUAUGAGAAGACAAUCGCUCAGAUGAUUGAGGACGAGCAGCGCAACACUGUGAGUGCCCAGAAGGCUUUGCACGCAGUGACGAUGGAGAAAGACGCCGCUCUGGCAGACCUGAACUCAGUGGAGCGCUCGCUUUCUGACGUCUUUCGCCGUUACGAAAAUAUGAAGAGCACCCUGGAGGGCUUUAAGAAAAAUGAAGAGGUGUUGAAGAAGUGUGCACAAGAGUAUCUGGCCAGAGUCAAGCAGGAGGAGCAGAGAUACCAAACACUAAAGCUGCAUGCAGAGGAGAAACUGGACAAAGCUAAUGAGGAGAUUGCUCAGGUGCGUGCAAAGGCGAGCGCAGAAAACAUGGCGAUGACCGCCAGCCUGAGGAAGGAACAGAUGAAGAACGAGUCUCUGGAACAAGCCCUGCAGCAGAAGAAUCAAGAGAUCGAAGAACUGACAAAAAUCUGUGACGAGCUGAUUGCCAAAAUGGGAAAAACAGACUGAGGAUUUCUUUAUGGGAAUCAACCAUGAUUGUCCGUUCCUCUGGCCCCGUGCAUGCAUUCAGCCCUGAAGCAGUUCUUAUACCCUGUGCCUGCCCUGCAUCUCAGAGCCUGCUUAUGUACAGACGUCUAAAGUAACUUCUUGUAUACUACGAUUGCACUACAUGUGACAGGAACCAAGAACGCUCUAUACAUUUUAAUUACGUGUGAUUAUCUUAGUUUGUUUUGACUUUGUGCCCAUUUUGAGGCCAUCUGGAGCCCUUGUGCUUUUGUCAAUCAUUCCAGUGAACAACAGCUCGCUUGUGACUCAACUUAAUUUUCCCAGCAGCUUAACCGCUAAAUUCCCAGCAUCUCCUCAUGCAGGGUGACAUCAGAUUUAAUCUAGGUCGAGAUUUGUUUUAAGUUACAUUUCAGCUCGGUUUUGUAGAAGGAAUAUUUUCUAUUAAAGAAGCAGUCUAUAAAAUGUAUUUUUCUAUGAAGCAAACGUGGGUUUUAUGCUCACCGAGGAAGGCUCAGGGGUAUUUUGUCGGGGUUGAAUGAGGUCAAGGUUAAAGUCAAGCUGCACAAAACGGGAAGAAAGGGGUUUAGGAUCAUUUGAGGAAGUAGAGCAGCCCACAGAAGCUUUUGUUUGUUUGUUCAGUUAUGAUAUUGAAAGCAAGCUGCACAUAAUUAAUAUCAUUUGUGUAAACUGAUUCAGACGGCGGCACAUUUGGGAUGCUGGACAAUUCAAAAAGCAGCAGAAUAUUAAUCAGUCACUUUAUAUGUAAAAAAAAAUAACCUGACAAUCACAUAAACAUUGAUGGCUUCAUCCUGUGUGCAUAAACACAAAACUAACUGGUGUUAAUGAUCGCGAACAGCUGGAAAAGAGAAAAACAGUCACUCUGUAUGUCAGCUGAAGGCUAAAGGCUAUUAUAUGAUUUUAAGUGCUGCUGUACUGUCUGUCAACAGUUUUUGUUUAACUGUCAGUAUGUCACCGAUUGCUCACUAAUUCACAUUUAUCUCUCAGACUUUGACACCUUUGCAUUUUUUUUCCAUUGCUUAUGUGGGAUGAUGAACAUGUGAGCCUUAUUGCUUGUGUUUACAGCAGUACACUAGUAAUGCAACAGAAAAAUAUCAGUUUAUUGCAUGUUUACUUUCACAUCUUUGCAUUUUUCAGAAUGCACACUGUUUUUCCUUAGCACACCAACAAAAACUAGAUCGGCACAGUGCCGCAACAACAGUAAAAUUGGUGCAUAUUAUACCGAAAAAAAGUUUUCUCUUUUAGAAAAACAAAAGAAAUGUGUGAAAAGAUCAAAGCUCAUUCAGGUUUUAUCAUAAACUAAAAAUAUAAGCCUUUCAUUUUGGUGUUGGUACUUUUUGGUCAGUCACUACUGUAACUUAAUGUCAGAUAACUUAACUGGCUUUGUAACUUUAGCCCCUUUAAUUAUUUAAAUAUAUAUUUGUGAAUUAGAAAUGACGAUCUCACUCCUGUGUGGAAGCGACUUGAGCGUUUGUACAUCCUUCCUGAAUAAACCUAAAUAUAAUUU
Oreochromis aureus is the source of this 3589-nucleotide messenger RNA. Its product is annotated as transforming acidic coiled-coil-containing protein 1. Gene Ontology annotation, biological process: cell population proliferation; mitotic spindle organization; cerebral cortex development. Lineage: Eukaryota; Metazoa; Chordata; Actinopteri; Cichliformes; Cichlidae. The record is from RefSeq and is a predicted model, not a curated record. The transcript has 13 exons. Gene Ontology annotation, cellular component: cytoplasm. The coding region runs from base 532 to 2067 and encodes 511 amino acids.